CAUAACACCAAGCUAGUUUUAGGGGUUUUCUCUGUUGUGUCUGUAAGUAGCUUCAAAUAAUGGAUAAAAAACUGGAGACUGAUAAUCUGGAGAUGCGUCUACAGGCGCUGGAGGGUCGCAUAUACGGAGAGAGAAGAAACAAAAGUGGAAAACAAGCAAAGUGUGCAGAGUCUUUGGUCAGGAUCCAGGCGGGUCUGACCAACACGGCCAACAAGAGAGAACGAGUCAAGAUCCUGCACAAGAAGAUUGAGGACCUGCUGAAGUACCUAGACCCUCAGUUCACCGACCACAUCACCGUACCCGACACCAUGAAGCUGGAGUUCAUCCUCGCUGAGGAGGACUUCCUGCUCUCCCAGGCUGCUUUGCUGGAGCAGGUCAGCACCAUGCAGCCGCUGCUGGACAGCACGUACAUCAGAGACGUACCCGAACAUGCUACCAAGCUGCAGCGUCUGUCACAGAUUCACAUCAAAGAGCAGGACCAAACUGAGGUUCAGUCCCAGGAAGUGAAGAAGCUUUUUGAGGAAUACAACAAAAUGAUGUUCCUCUUGUCCAAGCAGUUCACCCACUGGGACGAGACCCUGAGGAGCCUAGAGGAGGCCAAGGGCAUCCGGCCUGUGGAGUAGUUCCUGUCAACACACACACACACACACACACACACACACACACA
This is a messenger RNA of Scomber japonicus (chub mackerel), 667 nucleotides long. It is a transcript of the gene dctn3, whose product is annotated as dynactin 3 (p22). The record is from RefSeq and is a predicted model, not a curated record. Gene Ontology annotation, biological process: cytoskeleton-dependent cytokinesis. The transcript is spliced from 7 exons. Gene Ontology annotation, cellular component: dynactin complex. The coding region runs from base 60 to 623 and encodes 187 amino acids. Lineage: Eukaryota; Metazoa; Chordata; Actinopteri; Scombriformes; Scombridae.